UCCAGUUGUGAAGAUUUGAAUCCCAGUUCUGAGCUCUCGGCAAAGGCUUGCUGGGAUACCUCAUUCCCUGUCCUGUGCAAAGACCAUGUCCACUGGGUCCCUCAGUGAUGUGGAAGAUCUGCAGGAGGUGGAGAUGCUGGAGUGCGAUGGCCUGAAAAUGGAUACUAACAAAGAGUUUGGGGCGUCCACCGAGAGCAACGAGGAGGGAUCCAAUGGCGAGAAUGGCUCCCCUCAGAAAGGGAGAGGGGCCUCGGGCAAGAGGAAAAAAGCUCCCCCCAAGAAGAGCCCUUUAAAUGGAGUGAGCCAGGAGGGAAAGCAGGUCCAGAGAAAUGCUGCCAACGCCAGGGAGAGGGCGAGGAUGAGGGUCCUUAGCAAAGCCUUCUCCAGGCUUAAGACCACCUUGCCCUGGGUGCCCCCAGACACCAAGCUUUCCAAACUGGACACCUUGAGGUUGGCCUCCAGCUACAUCGCUCACCUGAGGCAGAUCCUAGCCAAUGACAAGUACGAAAAUGGCUACAUCCACCCAGUCAACCUGACUUGGCCUUUUAUGGUAGCCGGCAAACCCGAGAGUGACCUGAAAGAAGUGGUGAACACAAACCGCUUGUGCGGCCCGACGGCAUCCUGAGCCCCGGCGGCCGGGCCAGCAGCGUCCCGGCGCGGCCGGGGAGCGGGCGGCGCGGCGGGCAGGGACACGCCGCGGCCCCGCCACUGCCCCGGGCCCCGUGCAGGGCGGCGGGGAGAGCCGCUCUCCCGGCGCAGAGGAGACCAAAUGUGCCCUAGCAAAGACUCCACCCCGAGAGAUCCCGACUCUAUUUAACUUUAUUAAACGCGUGUACAGUCGAGUGUCCUGCAACAACAGCCUUGCUGGUUCAAGCGCUACUAGAGAAAAGACAGAGAUCAAACAAAACCUACCAUGCGUGUAUCUUUUGUCUGAGACCUGUGAAAUAUGUAGAUGCCUAGAAAAACUGACUUUGACAGUCAUCUCUAUGAAGUAAUUCACCCGAAAGAUAUAUAGAUAUAUUUUCUUCAAGCAGGUUCUGCUCUGUUUCUGUGAAUAAAUCUUCCUUUCCACUGAA
This is a messenger RNA of Falco peregrinus (peregrine falcon), 1076 nucleotides long. RefSeq names its product transcription factor 21 (gene TCF21). The coding region runs from base 86 to 625 and encodes 179 amino acids. Gene Ontology annotation, biological process: developmental process; regulation of transcription by RNA polymerase II. Gene Ontology annotation, molecular function: protein dimerization activity; DNA-binding transcription factor activity, RNA polymerase II-specific; RNA polymerase II transcription regulatory region sequence-specific DNA binding. NCBI's taxonomy places the organism in Eukaryota, Metazoa, Chordata, Aves, Falconiformes, Falconidae. The record is from RefSeq and is a predicted model, not a curated record. The transcript has 3 exons.